GGCUGGUGAUGUGACGUCACCAUGCCGAUCUUGAUGCGCCGCUCGGUGCUGCUCCAGCUGGGCGCCGCGGUCUCGCUCCUGUGUUUCCUGUACCUCAUUGCACAGAACCGCGUGCACAAAAGGACUAGAAACGUCGCCAGGAGACCUCCCCUGGACGACUUCGACACGAACAAUAUCGGUGACGUAGUUCCGGAAAAUGGCGACCCGUAUUUCCGGCCGAAAGUUCGCCGCCCCCCUCCGGAGCCGGGUGCGCCGGGGGAGUUCGGGAAGGGAGUUUCGUUAACACUCACGGAGGAGGAGAAGAAGUUGGAAGAUGCUGGUUACAAGCAGCACGCGUUUAACGAGUACGCCAGCAGCAAGAUCUCCCUGCACAGGAGACUACACGAGGCAAGGCACGCUGAGUGUAAAGACACCAGGUAUCCACAUGACCUUCCCACCACGAGCGUCAUCAUCACAUUCCACAACGAGGCGUGGUCCACCCUCCUCAGGACCGUCCACAGCGUCUUGGAGACGUCUCCGGCCCGUCUCCUGGAGGAGGUGGUACUCGUGGACGACUUCAGCGAGCUGGACCACCUGAAAGAGCCACUAGAGAUGUACCUGUCGCAGCUCAGGGCCGUGAGGUUGGUCCGGACGACUCGCAGGGAGGGCCUCAUCCGAGCGAGGCUGCUGGGGGCUGCGCAUGCGCGAGGAGAGGUUCUCACGUUCCUGGACUCGCACUGUGAAUGUCAUGAGCAGUGGCUGGAACCAUUGCUGGCCCGGAUUGCCGAAAACCGGUCCAAUGUCGUGACACCAGUGAUUGACGUGCUCGACUGGAAGACGUUCGAGUACCAACACACCAUGGAGGUGCAGCGGGGUAUCUUCGACUGGAGGCUGACCUUCACCUGGGGCCUCAUCCCUGACUACGAGCGCAGCAGGAGGAAGUCUCCUGUGGACCCCGUCAGGUCGCCGACCAUGGCGGGGGGUCUGUUCGCCAUCGACAAGUGGUACUUCGAGCACAUCGGCACGUACGACGCCGGGAUGGACGUAUGGGGAGGGGAGAACCUAGAGAUGUCCUUCAGGAUCUGGCAAUGUGGCGGGAACCUGGAGAUCAUGCCCUGCUCCAGGGUGGGUCACGUGUUCAGGCCUCGUUCCCCUCACUCGUUCCCAGAGAGGACAAGCUUCACUGCAAACCGUUUGUGCGUCAUUUCCGGUAUCCCUGACGUCAUUUCCGUUUCGUUUCAGGAGAGGUACGGUGACGUCUCUGCACGACUAGACCUGAAGGACAAGCUUCACUGUAAACCCUUCAAGUGGUUCAUGCAGACCAUCAUGCCGGACAUGUACGUUCCCGAGGACAGGCCUGGCCGCUCGGGCGCGUUACGAAACAGUGCCUCAAACCUCUGCUUCGACUCUGAGGGUGCAGAGAAUGCCGGGAAAAGACCCACCAUGUGGGGAUGUCACGGCAUGGGCGGGAAUCAGUAUUUUGAGCUGAACAGCCGCGAGGAGUUCCGGCACAACACAGGAGGGAAGGAGAUGUGUGUGGAGGCGCAAGGAGGGGAGUUCGUGGUGCUGAUGCACUGCACCUCGGGUAAUAACGUACCCGCACAGCAAAAAUGGCAGAUCAGAGAGGACGGCUCCGUUUACAAUGCCUACCACGGCAAGUGCCUGCACUUUGACCCCGAGGAGCGACAGGAGAAGAAAGAGGUCAAGGCCGUCCGCUGCACAGGGCAGGACUCGCAGCGGUGGAGGUUCGACGCCUAAGAAAAACUCCAUCUUUCUCUGUGUCUAAAAAUAUGAAGCAGCAAUUCCUAAUGGUGACAUGAAACCUUUAGAACAUUUUGUAACUUUGCGGCUCCAAUCUAGAUUAAAUCAAACUACCAUACGGCAGAAUUUGACUGUUUUCAACACGAACAAUCGGAAUACCAAAUUUGUGACUAGGUCUCCAGUCUUCUUCAGGAAGACUGAACGUAUAGCAUUAAUCACGUGAUACCAUCGCUUACGUUAAGCUUGAAUUAGGUCACGUGAUCACUUGGGCAGUCGUACUGAAGAAGACUGGAGAAGAUAAGGGUGUUUUUGUUGUGGAAGAAACACAUAAAGUUUAUGCGUAACCUGCAGAAAUGCUUCAUUCUAAAAGAAAAUUGACCACAUGGUGCCGGAAGGUGCAAGGGCCUCCUCAAAAGUCAUUUGGCAUUGAUUGUAUGUGUAUCAUCUUCCCACAAUCAGAUACGCUUGCAACAGUACCCAGACUUUCUGGAAAACUAGUAGGUAAAAUCUGUAUGAGAUUAAAUUUAAAUUUCUAAGAAAGUGUCACAGACCACGGUUAUAGCCUGUAUUAAUUUUACAAUCAUGAUAUCUUACCCGUGGGUUGCCAUGGACAACCUGUUGCAGUGAAAUUAGCAGGUGAGCAUGGCCAAGUAACUUAUAGUGGAGUGCAUGGCACCUCUUGCAAUGUCCGAUUCGUAGAUGUUAGUAGUAGUGAAUAACUGUAUUGAAAUUGUAAGGUCAAAAUCGCCACCAGAAGUGCAACCUUAUUGUCUAUUUUUAGUCGUCUUUCUGAUUAGCUGACGAUGACGUAGUGGUUAUUACCAUUGACUUUCGCGGUGGUUCUUUUUCGCGUUGAAGGGAAAAAUCAGGUUUUAAUUUUCGCGAUGUUUUCCAUUAUUCGCGGUUGAGACAUGUAAAUUGUACAUUCGCCGUGAUCACUGGUUAUAGUAGAAUAUUCGCUGUAAACAUUGCAGUUGUAUAUUUGUUGUGUAAUGACUUCGCGACGGUCAUGUCAUCGCGAAAAUGAAACCACCGCAAAAGUUUCAAGAUGUACAGUAGGUACUGUUGUUGCAGGUUCUUUCUUUUGCUGUAGAAAAUUUUAUUGAUGAAAUAUUAAGGGGACCAAUUGAAUUACCAUCGUAUCAAACCGCAGUUACGUGUCAAUAUGACAAAGAAUAACGGAUUGAGAGUCUUAAUGUUUUAGAGAAGGAAUCAGGUAAGAAGAUAAUGUAAAUAUUUCGUACAGAGGAAAUUUAUGGUGCAAUCUUCAGAGAUUUCUACAAAACCUUCUAAGUGCCGCCUGUUCUGAUAUAUGGACCCGAUCGUGCCUCAAUAGAGUAUGCUGCAAUGCAAGAUUUUCCAAGAAGAUUUAGUUCCACGUUGAAACGACGGCUGUAGCAUCAAUUCUGAUUGCAAGUGUGGCAUCCUCCAAACGUUUAAGAUCUGAUAAUAAGAAAAAAACUACGAAUAUUCAUGUUGUUCGGCAAUAACUCUCUACAAUUGACGGGCACAGUUUCUGAUCAAUUGUUGCCAAAUUUUCUCCUAUGGUGGUUGUCUGUUAUAAAA
This is a messenger RNA of Branchiostoma floridae (Florida lancelet), 3306 nucleotides long. RefSeq names its product polypeptide N-acetylgalactosaminyltransferase 12-like. NCBI's taxonomy places the organism in Eukaryota, Metazoa, Chordata, Leptocardii, Amphioxiformes, Branchiostomatidae. The coding region runs from base 22 to 1737 and encodes 571 amino acids. Gene Ontology annotation, cellular component: Golgi apparatus. The record is from RefSeq and is a predicted model, not a curated record. The transcript is spliced from 12 exons.